Molecule: messenger RNA, 3279 nt
Organism: Lachancea nothofagi CBS 11611
Lineage: Eukaryota; Fungi; Ascomycota; Saccharomycetes; Saccharomycetales; Saccharomycetaceae
Source: the annotation of a GenBank genome assembly
AUGUCAGCGCUUCCAGACGACGUGAACACAACCUUGAUCGAGGUCUUAAACGGAUUUUCAUCACCCGUCAAUGAGAUUCGUGCCGCUGCUGAGGAUGCUCUGAACAAAAACUGGAUUACGCCCGAGAACAUUGAGAUUCUCUUGCUAUUUUUGGCAGAGCAAUCUGCGUAUUCCGGGGAUAUGACGUUAGCAGCACUUUCGGCUGUGUUAUUCAGGAAACUGGCUCUGCGAGCUCCUCCUUCAUCUAAAACUGUGAUUAUUGCCAAAAAUAUCACUCACAUCAGCGGAUCUGUGUUGUCACAGAUUAGGGCCACGCUAUUGAAAGGUUUUGUUACAGACAGGCCAGGCGGAAUUCGUCACAAACUUUCGGAUGCAAUUGCAGAGUGUGCUCAGGAGGAUUUGCUUGAUUGGUCAGAACUUUUGCCAGCGCUUUUUGAAGCGAUCAAGAAUCCAGAUCCCAACUUUCGUGAAUCCAGUUUCCGUAUUUUCACUUCAGUGCCACAUCUCAUCAAUGCUGUAGACAUCAACAGCGUUCUGCCCAUUUUCGAGGCCGGCUUUACUGAUAUCGACGAUAACGUGAAAGUCGCGGCUGUCACUGCAUUUGUCGGAUAUUUCAAGCAGUUGCCUAAGCAACACUGGUCCAACCUCGGAGUGCUUCUACCAAGUUUACUGAAUAGCCUACCCAAUUUUCUGGAUGAUGGGAAAGACGAUGCCCUGGCCUCGGUAUUUGAAUCUUUGAUAGAGCUUGUGGAACUAGCUCCAAAACUUUUUAAAUCCAUGUUUGAUCAAAUGAUUCAGUUCACAGACAUUGUUAUUAAAAACAAAGACCUAGAAACAUCUGCAAGAACAACAGCCCUAGAACUAUUGACGGCAUUUAGUGAAAGCGCCCCCCAAAUGUGUAAAGCAAGCUCCAACUAUUCCCAAUCGCUGAUCAUGAACACACUUCUCAUGAUGACUGAAGUUUCCAUUGACGACGAUCAGGCAUCCGAAUGGCACAAUUCUGACGACACUGAUGAAGAUGAUGAAGAAGUAACUUACGAUCACGCUCGUCAAGCCCUGGAUCGCGUCUCGCUCAAAUUAGGCGGCAAAUACCUAGCCCCAACACUAUUUCAGUAUUUACAGCAAAUGGUCACCUCAUCUGAAUGGAGAGAAAGAUUCGGGGCUCUAAUGGCUUUGUCCUCAGCUGCUGAAGGCUGCAGAGAUGUUUUGAUUGGUGAAAUCCCAAAGAUAUUAGACAUGAUUAUCCCACUUGUCAAUGAUCCUCAUCCCAGAGUUCAGUACGGUUGCUGUAACGCUUUGGGCCAAAUAUCAACCGAUUUUGCGCCAUUAAUUCAAAGAACUUCUCAUGAACGCAUCAUUCCGCCUCUAAUAUCGAAACUUACGCCUCAGUCAGUAGAUCGCGUACAAACUCACGCUGCCGCUGCGCUCGUAAAUUUUUCUGAGCAUGCAACUCAAACAAUUCUGGAACCCUAUCUGGACGAUUUACUAACAAAUCUGCUUACUUUGUUGCAAAGCACCAAGUUCUAUGUUCAAGAACAAGCACUGACAACAAUUGCAUUCAUUGCCGAAGCCGCUGAGAAAAAAUUCAUCAAAUACUAUGACACUUUGAUGCCUUUGUUGAUUAAUGUGCUAAAGACGGACACAGGCAGUGCCAAUAGAUUAUUAAAGGGUAAGUGUAUCGAGUGCUCUACCUUAAUUGCUCUUGCUGUUGGUAAAGAGAAGUUUAUGACACAAUCGCAGGAACUGAUCGAACUUUUCAUCGUUUAUCAAAAUCAUGGGAUUGAGGAUGACGACCCUAUCAAGUCAUACUUAGAGCAUGGUUGGAGUCGAAUUUGCCGUAUUCUUAGGGAAGAUUUUGUUCCGUUACUGCCAGUCGUCAUACCUUCUCUUCUGGAGACCGCCAAAGCCACUCAAGACGUAAGUUUAAUUGAAGAGGAAGAAGCUGCCAACUUUCAACAGUAUUCUGAUUGGGACGUUGUUCAAAUUCAAGGGAAACAUAUUGCUAUUCAUACUUCCAUUCUAGACGAUAAGGUUUCAGCUAUGGAAUUGUUACAGGUUUACACGAAUAUUUUAAAAAAUUACUUCGCAGUGUAUGUGGGGGAGAUUAUGAAGGAAAUUGCUAUCCCAUCGAUCGAUUUCUAUUUGCAUGAUGGCGUCAGAGCGACUGGUGCAGGUCUGAUUCCUGUACUUCUGUCCGCUUUGGUCUCUGCGACGGGUUUACAAAACAACGAAGUUCUACAACUAUGGCACCUGGCCUCCAGUAAACUGCUGAACGGCAUAAUGAUCGAACCCAUGCCCGAAAUCACACAAAUUUAUCACACGGCUUUAGUUGAUGGCUUAGCUAUAAUGGGCGAAAACAGCUUGAAUGAAGAUCAGUUGACUCAAUACACGAAAGGAAUGUCUGCCAAUCUCUCAGAUAUUUAUGAACGUGUGAAACAGCGGCGCAGUCAGGAAGACGAAUAUAAUGAGGACGUUGACGACGAUUUUGAGGAUUACACGGAUGAAGACCUGUUAGACGACAUUAAUAAAUCGUUAGCUGCAGUCUUCAAGUCUACGUGCGGAGCUUACCUUAAUCAGUUUCAAGCUUUGUGGCCCCUUGUGAUCACCUAUCUUAGAGACGGCGAAGUCAUUUUGACGCUAUUCGCGUUAUGUGCUAUUGGAGACAUGGUAGAAAACGCUGGCCCUGCAACAGAGCCUUUGAAAAAAGACUUCAUAAACGAUGUCAAAGAUAGCCUCUUAUCUCCAGAUGCUUCUAUUCGUCAAGCAGCAUCUUACGUGAUUGGUGUAUGUGCGCAACACAGUCGAGAGGCUUAUGCACAAGAGUGUCUGGAGUCUCUAGAAAUUCUGAACCGCGUGAUAUCCAUCCCUGACUCUAAAUCUGAAGAAAACGUUACAUCGACAGAAAACGCUAGCGCUGCUAUUGCUAAGAUCCUUCACAGUUACGGAAGCAAUAUACCUGACUACGAUACGUACGUGUCAACCUGGUUGAAGUCUUUCCCAAUGAUACAAGACGAAGAGGCAGCCGCCUUCAAUUAUAGAUUUUUAGCCCAUCUGAUCGACUCUACUUCCCCUGUUGUCACAAACCAAGCCGUUCUUCCAAACGUGGUAGAUUACGUGGUGCAGGCCUUGCAUCACAAAUCUCUUGUGGGUAAAAACGCAAAAGCCGUCGUUGAGUCCACCAAAAAACUUUUGGGUUCCUUGCCUCAAAACGAAGCCAUGGCUUUAUUCCAAAGGUAUCCAGCUGAUGUUGUCCAGGAAAUUCAGCACUGGUUUGCGUGA